Centruroides sculpturatus (bark scorpion) is the source of this 2334-nucleotide messenger RNA. It is a transcript of the gene PIG-Q, whose product is annotated as phosphatidylinositol N-acetylglucosaminyltransferase subunit Q-like. NCBI's taxonomy places the organism in Eukaryota, Metazoa, Arthropoda, Arachnida, Scorpiones, Buthidae. The annotation marks the transcript as partial. The transcript has 8 exons. Gene Ontology annotation, biological process: GPI anchor biosynthetic process. Gene Ontology annotation, cellular component: membrane; endoplasmic reticulum. The record is from RefSeq and is a predicted model, not a curated record.
UUCAGGGUUUUUACUAAGAUCUUAAAAAUUUCAUCUGUUGGUGGACAACUAUGCAGAAGAUUAACUCAUUUAAAUUCAAUCUUUGAAGAUAUUAAGAAAAAUAGCUUUGUAUCACUUAAAUGCAGGAAUUUAAUAUCUGCCAUAAUAGUGGAUGUACUAUUGGGAAUUCUUGUGACUAUAUUAAUACAAAAAUAUAUUGAAUUAAAUGAACUCUUAGAAGCUGUCUUGAUUCAUACAAAUUAUGUAGUGAAUGAACUUCAGAAAUUAUUAUAUUGGCUCAUGGGAGUUCCUGCAGGUUUAAAAUUAAAUAAACCAUUAAAUAAUGCAUUGGGUCAUUUUUUCUUAUAUCAUAUAUAUUUAUGGAAAACUUACAUGGCAAUCAUCAAACCAGUAUUUAUAUUUAUUAUGGAAUCUUUUACAUUAAUUGGGAUGUUAGGUGUUACAUUUUUGUUAACAUUGUUCAAUGAUUUGAUAUCAUUAGCUACCAUCCAUAUUUAUUGCUUUUAUGGAUAUGCUGCAAGAUUAUUUGGAUUGCAAGCAUUGGGAAUGAGUGCCUUAUGGAGAUUGUUCUGGGGAAAGAAAUGGAAUCCUCUGCGUCAGCGUGUAGAUUCUUAUACGUAUGAUGUACAUCAGUUAUUUUUAGGAACCUUGAUGUUUACAAUCUUGCUCUUUCUGUUACCAACUGUUAUGUUGUAUUAUGUUGUUUUUACUGUGCUCCGACUUCUAGUUUUAAUGAUUCAAGGCAUCAUUGGCAGAACUGUUAAUCUUCUUAACACAUUACCUGCAUUCGUCAUUUUAUUAAGACUAAUGGGAUCUUCUAGAAUGAAAGGUGAUGUACAGUUUACAGUUACUACAAGUCCAGAAAACGGACCGACUAUAUUAUAUAUGAAAGUUAUCCACAUUCCUUACAUGUCUGUAGUGCAGAUGACACUUCCUUCAGAUGAAACAGAAGAACAGAAACUCUCAUGGAAGUUUUUAUUAUCUAGUUUAAUUUGGGGUAGAAUUAUAUAUCCACUGUAAUUAAAACUAAUUACAGUAACUGUAAGUAAGAUAUCGUGGAUUCAGACUAAAUAUGUUUAAUGUGGAAAAAAGUUGUUUUUUAGCAAAUGUUAAUCUAUGUGAACUAAUCAAAAAUGAACCAAGCUUUUGGUACAAUUUUUUUUACAUAACACAAACUCUUAUCACACUAUCUUCAAAGCUACAUACUUCUGCCAGUGUCCAUACAUUUAUCAUAGUCCUGAAAGCUAGUUUUUGUGAUGUAUCUAAAAGAUUUCAUUUCUGCCACUUCUGCUGAUUGAAACCUGUAGCACUUAAACUUAUCUUUCAUUUCAGGAAACAAGUAUGGUGAGUAAGGAGACUGAGGAAGCAUUGUUAUGUCCUCCUCAUUAUUCUUGGUCAAUUUCCUUGUAACUGACUGCAGUUACAAGGAAAAAGAUAACAAAUCAAGUGAUGUAAGAAUUUUCUUUUAUUAAUCAGGUUCCUGUACAUGGUCCAGAUGGAUUCUUAAUGAUUUUUUCCAAUCAGUGAAAAGUUAGAAUAAAUCUAAUUUGUAAUCAGAAAUUAUCUCAUCUGAAUGAAAAUUUGAUUUGAAGAAAUAUAAAUGAGAUUUCUUCUUUUCUUCAAAAACAAUUUAAUCUUUUUCAAAGUAUGAGUUAUACUAUAAUAUUUAAAUGUAAUAGAGUAAACAACUUCAAACUAUUUGAAAUACACCAAGUUUUUAUGGAUGUUUAAAAAUUUUCAAUGUAAAUUAUGCCAGUCAUACGUUUUCCAUCAAACUUCUAGUUCUUGCAACACUUUUCCCAAGAACUCCUUACUCACAGAUGGGGCACAUCUACAUUUGAGAUUUUUUAAAAAAGUGAAAGUCUGGAGAUUUAGGUAGCCAGGCAACAUGUCUACCAUGGCCAAUUUAUUAUUGGAAAGUUUCAAAAAAUCUAUGACAGCACUGAAAAUUAGCCUGCUUUUUCUGGACCUGUGAGCGUCACCAUUUUCUUUAGUACACAAUCGCAUUAGUGCAAUGUUAAAGUCGUGCUUGUAAAAAAAAAACAGGAACUAUAAUAAUAGUUAUAGUUCCUGUUUUUCUUAACUAUUUUAAAUUUUUGUUUUUUUAGAAUUUAAACUAUUUGAAAUACAGUGGGUGAUUGGUUAACAAACAUAAUCCAUUCCAAGACUUUGUUUGCUAUCCGAAUUGUUCGUUAACCGAUUAUGAAUUUACAAUAGGUUUGUAUAGGAAUUUGAUUAAUUUGUACCAAAGACCCCAAAAAAUAAAAAAUAUACACUUUCUUACUACAUUUGUUUAUAUGUAAUAAUAAAAAUACAUAUAUACACAGACUUGCA